This is a messenger RNA of Syngnathoides biaculeatus (alligator pipefish), 7225 nucleotides long. RefSeq names its product cyclin dependent kinase 17 (gene cdk17). Gene Ontology annotation, cellular component: cytoplasm; nucleus. Gene Ontology annotation, biological process: protein phosphorylation. The coding region runs from base 403 to 1986 and encodes 527 amino acids. The record is from RefSeq and is a predicted model, not a curated record. The transcript is spliced from 19 exons. Gene Ontology annotation, molecular function: protein kinase activity; ATP binding. NCBI's taxonomy places the organism in Eukaryota, Metazoa, Chordata, Actinopteri, Syngnathiformes, Syngnathidae.
UGCUUUUAUUUUGAUAGAAUGCAGGAAGUAGUUUUGUUGUCCUGUGAGUUUUGACAUCAGGCAGCUUGAUAGCACCCCUCCCGUCCCUCAGCCCCGAGACUGGAGAGGUCCUUCUCCGAACACUUAGCAGGAUUUGCAGCCUCCCCCAUCAAAAAGACGUUUUCGAAGGGUUCGCUCCGUCGCCUCUCGCCUCGUUGAGUUUCCGGGGACGCCGGUUCGUUUCGUCGGAACCGAGCGCUCGCUGUGUUUUUCGCCCUACUUCUGUGGGCGGAUACAGCGGAGGAGGGCAUCCGGGCCUGGCAGCUCCGGAGGGUCCGCUUGAAACCACGGAAUUCACCGUUUAUAGGAUCAAAUAGCGGAAUCAUACUGCGCAUGUAAAGCAGGGCCGUCCACCGCCCCGCCAUGGAGAAAAUGAAGAGGAUUAAGAAGCGUCUGUCGUUAACGCUGCGCUCAAGUCAGACCAUCGACGAGUCGCUGUCCGAGCUGGCCGAGCAGAUGACCAUGGAGGACGGCGGCACCAAGGACAACGAGCCCUUCAUGAGGAACGGCAGGCCGCCGACGUCCCACAGCAUGCACUCGUUCCUGCACCAGUACACCGGCUCCUUCAAGAAGCCGCCGCUCCGCCGGCCGCACAGCGUCAUCGGCGGCACCCUGGGCUCCUUCAUGUCCAUUCCUCGCAACGGCAGUCGCUUGGACAUCGUGCACGAGAAUCUGAAGAUGGGUUCGGACGGGGAGAGCGACCAAGCGUCGGGGACGUCGUCGGACGAGGUCCAGUCCCCGACGGGCGUCUGUCUGAGGAGCCGAGUCCACCGGAGAAUUUCCAUGGAGGACCUCAACAAACGCUUGUCGCUGCCCGCCGACAUCCGGAUCCCCGACGGCUACCUGGAGAAGCUGCAGCUCGCCAGCCCGCCCUUCGACCAGCCGCUCAGCCGCCGCUCGCGCCGAGCGUCGCUGUCGGAGAUUGGAUUCGGGAAGUUGGAGACUUACAUUAAGCUGGACAAACUGGGCGAGGGCACGUACGCCACCGUUUUUAAAGGCCGCAGCAAACUAACGGACAACCUGGUGGCUUUGAAGGAGAUCCGGUUGGAGCACGAGGAGGGCGCGCCGUGCACGGCCAUCAGAGAAGUGUCGUUACUGAAGGACCUGAAACACGCGAACAUUGUGACGCUCCACGACAUCGUCCACACAGAAAAGAGCCUCACGCUGGUUUUUGAGUACCUGGAUAAAGAUCUGAAGCAGUACAUGGAUGACUGUGGAAACAUCAUGAGCAUGCACAAUGUGAAGGUGUUUUUGUUCCAGAUUUUGCGCGGGCUGUCGUAUUGUCACAAGAGGAAAGUUCUCCACCGCGACCUGAAGCCCCAGAACCUCCUCAUCAACGAGAGGGGAGAGCUCAAGCUGGCUGAUUUCGGUCUGGCGAGAGCCAAGUCGGUCCCGACUAAAACGUACUCCAACGAAGUGGUGACCCUGUGGUACCGACCUCCCGACGUCCUGCUGGGUUCGUCGGAGUAUUCGACGCAGAUCGACAUGUGGGGCGUCGGCUGCAUAUUUUACGAGAUGGCCGCUGGUCGGCCGCUCUUCCCGGGCUCCACGGCGGAGGACGAGCUCCACCUCAUCUUCAGGUUACUGGGAACGCCGACGGAGGAGAACUGGCCGGGAAUCUCCUCCAUCGAAGAGUUCAAGUCUUACAACUUCCCCAAAUAUAAACCUCAGCAGUUGAUCAACCACGCUCCCAGGCUGGACGGCGAAGGCAUCGAGCUGUUGCUGGCUUUCCUCAGAUACGAAUCGAAGAAGAGGAUUUCGGCCGAGGACGCGAUGAAACAUUCCUACUUCAGGCAUCUGGGGAUGAGAGUUCACACGUUGCACGAGAGCGUCUCCGUAUUCACGUUGAAGGAGGUGCAGCUGCAGCGAGACCCGGGCUACAGGAACGCCUCGUACCCGGAGUCAGGUAACGGCAAGAUCAACCGGAGGCAGAGCAUGCUCUUCUAGACUCUGGAGAAGACGGAAGACGCCCUGGUCGUCACCCUCUACCCUCUACAUGACCAACCUCUCUGGCAUGAGCCCCCUUACAGCGGCCCCCCUCCCCCGCCCGCCCAUGCACACGACAUGCACACACACACACACACACACCCCUCUGGACUUUGUCUGACUAUUCAAUCGGUGUGUUUAUUUAUUUCCAGUUGAGCGGGACGGGAUGUUUGCUGCUAAACUACUACUGUACGUAUUUAACACACCCUGUUAACACGCCAGCGCACGACACGGUAAGGUGGGCUGUCGCCUUCGUUCCCGCCUCUUGUAGAAUUUUGUCGAAGAAUUCCGCAGGCGACGUUCAAGCUGUGAUUGGAGUUGUGCGAGACCACCGGUUUCAUUUAUUGUAAUAUAUACGCCGAUGUUCAUAGUGUUCAUUUUGUUGCAGUUGUCCUCUGAGUGCGUGUAACGGAAACGUACAUUUUGAAGUCAUCAUUUGGGAACGGGCCAACGCCCUGCACGGCAGUACUGUGGUCCAGUCGGGUCGCAAUGGAACGUUCGGGUUGAAAAUUGGGAGUAUUGAGGCCACACUGAAAAGAAAAAACAAAAACAUAAAAGUUAGAAGAAAUGAGUUGCCGUGCUGUGAUGAGAUUAUGAUCCGAAAAAGUGAAUCGGAGAAAUCACACCUGUAAAAAUGUGACUUUGUAGUUGUUCAAUUAACAUAUGAGAGUAUAAUGUGACCACUUAUUACUGUAAUGUUAAAAAAGAUAGCAUUGUAAUAUGGCUUAAUUUGUGCAACAUUGCCUGGUUAGAAAAUAACGCUAUAGACUUCCUUCUGGGAAGAUCAUAAUUUGAGUGACAUAAUUCUCAGAAAUCAAUAAUGGUUUUCCGUCAAACCAUUGCGGGUUUAUAUUUCCAAUUGUUAUAAUGUUGAAACGUUGGAUGUUUUUUCAUCUAAUUUAGCGCCUUAGCAUUGGAGAAAUUCCAUUGUAUUUCCUUACCAUUACCUUCAAAAACCGGAAGGUAGUUUUCAUUGCAAAAGUAAAAGUGUUGUAGUCAUAAUUUUUUCUCUCAAAUAUUUCGACUUUAUUGUAUUCCAUGAUAGCCUUCAAACAUUUCCAAAAACGGCUGGCAUAUUUGUUCAUUUCUACAUUUAUUCCAGACCAAGAAUGACAUUGUCUGUAGUACUAAGUUUAUUACUGACAUUCCAACUUUUUUUCCUUCAUAAUAGCGUGAUUAUUUUUAUAAAAAGAUGUCGCUAUUUGUGUUUAAAAAUGGAACACGAGUCAAUUGUUUAUUGCUAAGUGAGCAGGUAAGAUUUGGUGUGGCCUAAUAGUUGGCAAAAUGGAGCAAUUUUUCUCCAAAUAUGAUCCGAGUCUCUAAAAUGCCAUUUUGUAAUAUUUAUGUAAAAGAACCAUUUUUCCACAUAAAGUAGAAAGUCUUAUUUUCCACCUCAUGUUUCGACGGUAGUCUGUUUUAGUUGUCCUAAUAUUUCAACUGAAUGACUGUACCACUAAAUCCUGAGAUUAUUCAUUAUUUUUUGGCAGAAUUUUCCACAAUGCGCUUUCAUUUUUCAUCCCUUGAUUCAUUUGAGUGUGGCCCCAAUUUUCCAUUGUCCACAGUCAGUAUUAAGAAGGCCAAAAACGUUUGUGUUUGACAAACAAGAAGGAAAUAAUCUGGCACUUAGUGCAGUGACUUUGCGUGGAAGUUGCGCUUUGACCUAACAUGUCAUUCGGCAGAGUUUUAGCCAACAGUAUUAGGAUGUGUGCGCUAUACGUGUGUGUGUGUGUGUGUGUGUGACCUUUGAACUGUCUUGUGAAACUACGGCCAGCAUGGGCCUUGGGGCAAAUGUAUUUUUAUUGGGAAAUGGACGUUCGCAUUUUCUUUCCACGCGUAUUUUCCGGAAAUGCUUCUCAAUUGUGCUUGUACGUCCUCUUGCCGUGCGCGUCAUCCAGCCAGUGCAGAAGCAAUUGAUCCAGAGGAGAUGAAUGGAUACACUCUGAACGGCAGUGUUUAAAAAAAAAAAAAAAAAAAAAAAUGGAGCUCUGCAACAUAUGGACAAGAAGAGAUCAUCCGUCAGUUGUACAUAGCGAUGGGAGUACAGGAAAAGUGCAGUAACGACUACUACGCCUUAGGGCGUCCUCAUCCCUUAAGCACACUGUAUUUUGUCUUCAACAGGUAGAUGCAAAUGUAUGAGCAAAUGGGCAAGUGAAGCUAUUUUUUCUACAAACACUUUAUUGUCUUAUAGCCAUGCUUCAAAUAACGUUGAAGUGUUUUGUUCACUGGGGUGGGGGGAACACAUUAUAUGAACGGUGUACGAAAUUGCAUUGGGGGGUGGGGGGGUUAACCAUGAAGGUAACCGUAUAUUUUGACAGCGACGGCAGUAACCGCACGUGACGGGAGGUGUGGCUUUAUUUGUCAUUGCGUAACUUUAGCAAACGUGCGCAAUGUUGGAGAAUGUCUGCAGAAGAACGCGUGGGCGCCGCGCGCAAGGCCCGCCGUGCCGGUGAAGCCGCGGCGAGCCGACGGACGACGUGUGUGUUUGAGUCUUUCUACUGGAAUUAUUUAUUUCUCGUAACCGUCGGAAAGUAAAUGGAAAUUGUUUCAUAAAACAAGUGUGCGUUUGUUUUUGUGUGUGACUGCAUCACCUGUAGAAUGUGGACGGUAUAAAUUAGCAUGAAGAAUAGAAGGGGAAGGGUUUGAAAAGUAGAAAAAGAAAGAAGAAUAUUGAUGUUGAAAGGCAAAAUUGAUGGAUCGGAAGAGGGGGACCUCAAGAAUAUGUCCAGUAUUUAGUGGGUCAGGGGUCCAUGAAGAAGGCUUGUGAGAGGAGCGCAACAAAUGUGUAGAAAUGUCCCCAUGGCCUGCAGACCCAUUCAACCAAUGACAAGAGAAGAGAAAAUGCAAUAGAUAUUAAUAUAAUGUGUCUGUGCAUAUUUGUAUGUUUGUGUCUGCAGGUUGGCUGUUGCACAUGACAAUUUGUUGUCAAUGAUCUGACCUGGAUACAUAAAAGGGAAGUAAUAGAAAUAAAGGUGAGGCGUGAAUAGUUCUCGCUUUGGAGGUCCCAAAGCGGACUGUGGGAAGGCAGGGGAUUAUGGGGGAGGAUCAGAUGGCAUCUCCGAAGAGCCUGAAAAGAAAAGGCAGAGGAAAAGAUGGAAGUCGUCGAGAUGUAUAGGCAUUGAGUACACACAGAAGGUGGCGCAGAUAUUUUUGACAUGGCGUCCGGAAAGGUGGAGUUCUGAAAAGUAGCAUGUAGGAGUGGGAAGUGACAGCGUGACAAUGUGGACUUUCAGUCCGUGUUGUAUGUCACGCAGAGCCUCCAACAGCUCCGUGCCAUUUCAUGCGAGUUGUGCAACUGUCACUUGUCAACUCCGACUAUGGAUAGGUUUGCAAUGAUGUCACCAAUCGGGUAAAUUAACGAUAGAAAAAAAAAACCCCGUCACGCUCCGCCCAUCACUUGUGUUCUUUGAUCUCCAUGACACACAAGAUGGCGUCAUGGGGCGCCUAGCCGUUAUAAAAAUAGAAAUAAAAAAUAGUGUAGCAUUUGAAUAGGACUAGUAAAACUCUUGUUUAUAAAACAAUGAGUUGCAAAGUGUCAGCCAUAUCCAGUACAUAGUUUGGAAUAUUUCUGCAUGACUGCGAUGUUUGUGGCGCGCGCGUGCGUCAGUCUCUCCGCGCAUGCGCCUUGAGUGAGCGCACAGGUUAUUAUUUGUUAUUAUUAAAUGCAUCCACCUGGGCGUCAUGGCGAGACCUGCUACAUGUGACAGGCUGACUUGGAGCUCCAGCUUUCUUUUGGCAGAACAACGUGAAUAACGAAGCGCAGACUUCAACACUACUGCCGUACUGUUGUCGACGAAAGGAAAAGAAGGUUGGCCAAGACUGAAGUGAAGACGAGCUCGAGGACGCCGGUCGUGGUCCACCGUGAAAGGAGAAACCCUAACCCAGCUUUUGACUGAAUGGACACUUUUAACUACACGUGAAAGAAUGUUGCUUUUUGCCAUAUUUAAUGGCCGAAGACACCCGAUGUUUAACAAGAUGUGCUAGUUUGGCAUUUGCGGAGGACGCUAGCAACAACAACAAAAAAAAAAAAAAUGCAUUUCCAGCCGCGUCUAAAGUUUCCCAUUGACUGUGUAAAAUGACGCGACUUGUAACUGUGCCGGUAAUUGAGUGUUCAAUGUUACAUGGAGGAAAUAUGUGUGUUGGCGACCUUGAAUGUGUAGCCAUUGUCCCUCGUCAUAACCCGUCGAACAACCAAACUUUUUGGAAAGAAUGUUUUAUGUCGAGGACGCGUCACGUGCACGUGACUUAACGCAAGAUGCUUGCACAAUGUGAAGUGAGGAAAUUUCCACAGGCUGAAAUAAAAGCAUGGAAAAAAGUGUAGUAGUUUAUUACAUUACAUUUUUUUGCUUGACCGGGUUAGGGGAAAGCGUCCGUUGAAGCAGGCCGUAAUUCGUUAGGAUUAAAAUAUAAUAAUGAAAUUUAAAUGAGUUCGCAAAUUAAAAUAUAAUGAAAUUUAAAUGAGUUCGCAAAGUAAUUGUAUGUAAAGGUUUGAAGCACUUUUUGCAUGUUUAGUGUGCGGUUGAACGCUUUGUAAAGUGUGGCAGGUGCGGAUGACACAUUCAACAUGGCGGCGGUAUUGACGUCCCGUCUGAAGCGGGUAAGUGCGUGACGCAAUUUAGACGCGACCGCAUUGAAUGGAAGUUUGCGCAGAACGACUUUUGCCAAAAUACUGGACGUGCUGAAUGAAAGAUGUGCCAAGAAAGUGGGCAAAUCGUCGUAUUAGUGGGUUUAGUAUUUAAAUUGUUAGCAAAGAAAGUACGUUUUCUCCCAAGCACGAGGUGUGAUGAGGGGGUAGGAUGGAAUAGUAGGUUUUUUUUUUUUUUUUUUUUAAGCACACGGACGCGCUGUUAAAGACGUCACUGGUGCAGAAAGGAAAAAGUAUGAAGAUGUUGCAAUCUUAAAGUAUUGAAUGCGUAACAACUGAAAUUAGGAAUGGCCAUAUGAAAAAGAUGGAUUGCAAGAUCAGCGUGUGUUGGUCGGUUUAGAGGUAUGAAAAAGUUUAGCAGAUUUCUGGAAGGAGUUUAAAGGUUUACAAAAGUUAUAGUGAAUAUGAAUGAAUUUCGAAUUGUUGUGACUGACGCCAGUUAAUUUAGAUUUUUUUUUUUGUUUUGGUCCAAUGGUGAAGAAAAUGUAGAAUUUUCAAAGGCAGAGAUUUAUAGAAUGGAGUGUAUUCUACAUGAUGAGUUGGGAUGUUAGAGUUUUA